Pyrus x bretschneideri (Chinese white pear) is the source of this 1169-nucleotide messenger RNA. RefSeq names its product two-pore potassium channel 1-like. Gene Ontology annotation, cellular component: plant-type vacuole membrane. Gene Ontology annotation, molecular function: calcium ion binding; potassium ion leak channel activity. The transcript has 2 exons. Gene Ontology annotation, biological process: potassium ion transmembrane transport; stabilization of membrane potential. Lineage: Eukaryota; Viridiplantae; Streptophyta; Magnoliopsida; Rosales; Rosaceae. The record is from RefSeq and is a predicted model, not a curated record. The coding region runs from base 1 to 1098 and encodes 365 amino acids.
AUGGCUACCGAUUUUAGCGACGAUGUUAAAGAAGCCUUACUUUCUGAAAAGAAAGAUCAUUCUCAACUCAAUAAUGAAACAAAUGUCGUCCACAGAAGAAGAAAUCGCCUUUAUAGCAUUAGCACUACCCCAUGUCCAUCAUUCAAGAACCGCCUACAACAAAAUGAAGCGGAAUCUCAAUGUCCUGUAGAUUCUGAUCCGCUCUAUGUAAAACCACAAUUCAGUCUAACGCAAGUACUUUUGUUGUUGAUUGCGUACAUUGGUGGAGGCACAUUUUGCUUUUUCCUGAUGAGGCAUCAGAUAAAGGGUAAGAAAACAAAUGCGAUUCUGGACUCCAUGUACUUGUGUAUAGUCACAAUGAGCACUGUUGGUUACGGGGACCUUGUGCCAAAUAGCAUGUUGGCAAAGCUAGUUGCAUGCGUUUAUGUGUUCAUUGGCAUGGCCCUUGUUGGCAUAAUUCUUGGCAAGGCAGCAGAUUACCUUGUAGAGAAGCAGGAAAUCCUUUUGGUUAGAGCUAUACAUUUUCGCGAAAAAUUUGGGCCACAGGAGCUUCUUAAGGAGGUUGAGACCGAAAAAGUCAAGUUCAAAUGUAUUACUGUCGGAAUCCUUCUUUUGAUUCUUAUUAUAGUAGGUACUGUCUUCUUAUGUCUAGUUGAGAAUCUGGAAGUUACAGAUGCUCUCUAUUGCGUUUGUUCCACUAUAACUACACUAGGCUAUGGGGACGAGAGUUUCUCAACGGGAGCUGGUCGUAUUUUCGCUGUUUUUUGGAUACUGAGCAGCACCAUUUGUUUAGCACAGUUCUUUCUCUACCUUGCUGAACUAUACACUGAAAGAAGGCAAAGAUCACUUGUGAAGUGGGUUCUUACGAGGAGAUUAACACCCUCGGAUCUUGAGGAAGCAGAUCUUGAUCAUGAUAAAGUCGUUAGUGCGGCAGAGUUUAUCGUAUAUAAGCUAAAGGAGAUGGGGAAGAUCAACCAGGAAGAUAUUGCACUGGUGAUGGAAACGUUCAACAAACUUGACAUUGAUCAUUCAGGAACUUUGACGGCAUCUGAUUUAAUAUCAAUACCAUCUCAACAAACAACUUUAAGUUUAAGUUGAUACGUCUGACAUUGGCAAGAACUAUAUGACAACUCCGAAAUUCACAUGCCUAUAGACGACAUUGGAGUCGG